Messenger RNA from Chironomus riparius, 846 nucleotides. The record is from the annotation of a GenBank genome assembly. NCBI's taxonomy places the organism in Eukaryota, Metazoa, Arthropoda, Insecta, Diptera, Chironomidae.
CUCUAAAGAAUUGUUUUAAACUAUUCAACUUUACUCAAUCGAUGUCUCAAUUAAAAUUAAAAAGCAUAAAAAAAUGACAAAUAAGUGGGCACUAACGUUGGCAGUCUUUAUUAAUUUCGGCUUGGGUGUAUCAGUUUUCAUCGCACCGGAUAAUAAUCAGUCAACAUAUAUUGGAUCAAUUCCUGGAUUGCUUAUUUUGAUUUCUUUAGCUGUGCUUUUUUCGGAAGUUCAAUUGAUUCCAGCCAGAUUCAAGCAAGAACACACAUGGAUAUUCUUCUUCCUUGAGCUUAUUUUGAGUCUUGUGGUGCUGGAAUUUUUCAUUGUCAAGGUGUGGACGAAAAUUGAAGGAUUAAUGUUCUCGAUGAUAAAAUUCCUUGUUGGACGUGGUAAUUUGUAUGAAGAAAUGGGAGGUAAUGGCUUUAUGUCAUUGCUAGUAUCCGGAAUAUCCUUAUCUUUCCUUCUAUAUGCUAUUGGUGCCACAAAUUCAACUGAGACAAUUAUCAGAAACAUCGCUGAAACAUACAACAAAAUUGACGGUCUCUAUAUGAGGAUUAAACAGUACUCGUCAAGCCAAAGACCUUCACAUUUAAACAUGGAACCUCAAGUGAUGUUUCAAGCUUGUAACAUGGAACCACAAGCCGCAAAAUGUGAACCAGCUCAAGUUUAUCACUGCAUACCAGUAUGCUCUCCUGUAACUCAGCCGUAUAAGAGAAACCCACAAUGUCCAGUUCAUGGUGAUCUUGAAAUUAAUCAUCAAGUUCCACAAACGCCUGGACGAUUGAAUAAACGCACCAAUUAAUUUGUAGCGGUUGAAAUAAAUUUAAAGUGAAAUAUUUUUGUAACGGA